AACAAAGCCAGAGUAGAGAAAACUGUUUGAGCCAAAAUGGAGAUGUUUUCUUCCCGUGACAGUCCGGUGCCUCGCAGGUGAUUAACACGGUAAAGCUCCUCCUCAGCCUGCUACGUUACAGACAACCUGGAGAACUGCAUAUUGAGAUAAGGACAGAAACUACCAAGAUGGACACCUCACAACUUCCUAAAAUCCAGGAUGAGGACCGGGAAAGCAAGUUUGGAUAUGUACAUGGUGUUUCUGGACCAGUGGUGACAGCUACUGCGAUGUCAGGAGCAGCCAUGUACGAGCUGGUUCGUGUAGGUCACAGUGAGCUGGUGGGAGAAAUCAUCCGUUUAGAGGGAGACAUGGCAACCAUCCAGGUCUACGAGGAGACUUCUGGUGUGUCUGUCGGUGACCCUGUCCUGCGGACGGGGAAGCCCCUCUCUGUAGAGCUGGGUCCAGGAAUCAUGGGCUCCAUCUUUGACGGUAUACAGCGUCCACUAAAAGACAUCAAUGACCUCACUCAAAGUAUCUAUAUCCCAAGAGGAGUAAACAUUGGUGCUCUCAAUAGAGACCUCAAAUGGGAAUUUUCCCCCGGCCAGAGUCUUCGGGUCGGCAGUCACGUGACAGGUGGCGAUAUCUACGGCAUGGUUUUCGAAAACUCCUUGAUAAAGCACAAGCUGAUGCUCCCACCUCGCAACAGAGGCACCGUCACCUACCUGGCCCCACCUGGAAACUACGACAUUUCUGAUGUGGUUCUGGAGCUGGAAUUUGAAGGCGUGAAGGAGAAGUUCACCAUGAUGCAGGUGUGGCCUGUACGACAAAUCCGCCCCGUCACAGAGAAGCUACCUGCUAAUCAUCCGCUGCUGACUGGUCAGAGAGUUCUGGACGCACUUUUCCCUUGUGUCCAGGGUGGUACUACAGCUAUACCAGGCGCCUUUGGAUGCGGAAAGACGGUGAUCUCGCAGUCGUUGUCCAAGUACUCCAACAGUGACGUCAUCAUCUAUGUUGGCUGCGGAGAGCGUGGAAAUGAAAUGUCUGAAGUGCUGCGGGAUUUCCCCGAGCUUACUAUGGAGGUCGAUGGCAAGACUGAGAGCAUCAUGAAGAGAACAGCACUGGUUGCUAAUACAUCCAACAUGCCUGUGGCUGCCAGAGAGGCCUCAAUUUAUACAGGGAUCACACUGUCCGAAUACUUCAGAGAUAUGGGCUAUAACGUGAGCAUGAUGGCCGACUCGACGUCUCGAUGGGCCGAAGCUCUGAGAGAAAUCUCUGGACGAUUAGCUGAGAUGCCUGCUGACAGUGGGUAUCCUGCUUACCUGGGCGCCAGGCUCGCCUCCUUCUAUGAGCGCGCUGGACGUGUGAAGUGCCUGGGGAAUCCAGAGAGAGAAGGCAGCGUCAGCAUCGUAGGAGCUGUGUCUCCCCCUGGUGGAGAUUUCUCAGACCCUGUCACUUCAGCCACAUUGGGAAUUGUUCAGGUGUUCUGGGGACUGGACAAGAAGCUGGCUCAGAGAAAACACUUCCCCUCAGUGAACUGGCUGAUUAGCUACAGCAAGUACACAAGAGCUCUGGACGAAUAUUACGACAAACAUUUCCCUGAGUUUGUUCCUCUCCGUACAAAAGCCAAGGAGAUCCUACAGGAGGAGGAGGACCUGGCUGAAAUCGUGCAGCUUGUAGGCAAGGCUUCUCUUGCAGAGACGGAUAAGAUCACUCUAGAAGUUGCAAAGCUCAUUAAGGAUGACUUCCUGCAGCAGAAUGGUUACACCCCCUACGACAGGUUCUGCCCCUUCUACAAAACCGUUGGCAUCCUCUCAAACAUGAUCUCUUUUUACGACAUGGCCCGGCACGCGGUCGAGUCCACAGCACAGAGUGACAACAAAAUCACCUGGGCCAUGAUCAGGGAGCACAUGGGAGAAAUCCUGUACAAAAUCAGCUCCAUGAAGUUCAAGGACCCUGUUAAGGAUGGCGAGGCUAAGAUUAAAGCAGACUUCGCCCAGCUGCUGGAGGACAUGCAGAACUCCUUCCGAACCCUGGAGGAAUGAGUUUUCUUCAUCUCAGGCCCUCUCCCAAAUAUUCAAACCCCAGUGCAGUGCAACAUAGUGCAGAUUGUAUGGCCCUUGUCCUGAGUGUCUGCCUCUGUCUCUUUUAUUCCUCUGUGUUUACGUCCCCUUAAACAUUCCUGCACAAAUUUCCAUUUCUUUUAGUUGGGUUUUUGAGUCAUCUACUUCAAAAACACAAUACUGGAGUCCCUUAAAAAACUCUGAAAGUACAACAGAUGUAGCAACACCUUCAGUCAGCCCUCAGCAUAGCACUUAUAAAUCACUACAUCAUCAUGCUGUGGUCAAAAUCAGUGGGCCCCAAUCAGGUGCUGUACUUGCACUCAACCGAUAGCUGCAACAAAGAGUGGAAAGAGAUGUUUCUUUCCCCCAGAUGUGACAGUGAUCAAAACAGAUAAUUAAUCAAAUGGGAACACUCACAUGGGCAAAGGGACAGAAGCACUGCGUUACUGUAUAUCAGGGGGUUAAAGACAUUCUUCCAACUCUUACCUCUAAUGUGUGAUGCUCAUGUUGUGGACAAUAUACUUGAUAUUAUGUGCAAAAAAUGUGAAUGAAUGAGUCUGUUAGGAGUUGUGUUGUCUCACUAUUAUAUUUGUGGUUGUUGUUGUCUCCUGAAAUAAAUGUAAA
This is a messenger RNA of Plectropomus leopardus (leopard coralgrouper), 2663 nucleotides long. Its product is annotated as V-type proton ATPase catalytic subunit A-like. The record is from RefSeq and is a predicted model, not a curated record. NCBI's taxonomy places the organism in Eukaryota, Metazoa, Chordata, Actinopteri, Perciformes, Serranidae. Gene Ontology annotation, cellular component: proton-transporting V-type ATPase, V1 domain; lysosomal membrane. Gene Ontology annotation, molecular function: proton-transporting ATPase activity, rotational mechanism; ATP hydrolysis activity; ATP binding. Gene Ontology annotation, biological process: ATP metabolic process; proton transmembrane transport.